AUGGCGAGCGAUCACGAAGAUCAGUCAGUUAAUCCAGCAAAUAGCGAGGUGGUAAUAAAUUGCGUAGCAUUUUUUUACGAAGAAGGAAAAGGGGGGGAAAAUUACAGGAAAAAAAACAAGUUCCGUUGUUUGGUGAAGCGAGGGGAGAAGAGGCUGGUAAAAUUCAGGGAAACCGUUUGGUAAGUACUAUCUUCUUAUACUUAAUCCUAUCCUACCUUAAAAGUACAUCGAUUAUCGACAUUAUCCUGUCCUUCAGUCCACUUAAAAAAAUACUGAUAGUUAUCGGACCUUAUCGUUUAUGAGCUUCACUGAAAGGCCACCAAAACGCUUCAAAUUCUUCAAAUGACCAGCAUGACCCAAAGACCCAAAUAUUUUGUUGGAUCAUCGAUGACCAACAAGCUUGAGUUUGGUGGUAUAAUGUCUGCAAUGAUCUAAUCCUGUGGUAAAUAGUGCGAAAUUUAUUUUUACUACUAACCGCGAAAAACGAACAACUGCUUGGCGUCCUUGACUGUUUCAAUAUAGGUCAUAAUAUAAUAAAGAAAUGAAGCAAUUGAGAUUACCACGCCAUUGCACAUCUGUCCACAUCUCAGUGUUACUAUCUAUUAUUAAUUAUUAACUUUGCCCUUUUUAUCUUAAACCAACUAAAGAUCUGUAAGAAAUAUCCACUUGAACAUCUUUCUAGCUAGCAUCUUCAGCUUUUACAUUUUUUAGAGACAAUGAAAUUUUUCAACCAUCUAAACUUUUCAACGAAAUUUUUCAACGUUCUAAACUAAGAGACUGUAAUAUUACUUUUCACUUAUUUUUUGAUCUUUUUUUGCUUUGUAAAAUGAUGAGGGUGGGUGUCUGAACACAACUGCAAUAAAUUAGGGAUUUAACUUUAUAUUUUCUUUUACCAGUGAAUUUGCUGGAAUAAGGCAAACAGCAAGGGCUCUUGGACUGGGAGAAAAUGUGGCAAUAUCGUUAAACAGGUAGGCUUCAGUCGAAAGUCCCAGAAUUAGUACAUGUAUUUAAGCCAUUAUACAUAGGAUCCUAUAGGUUGACAGCCCCAACAGGUUCUAUUCUUUGAUUUUUUUCAGUGAAAUUCGGUCGUUUGAAAAAGGUCUGAUUUCACAUAACAAUUUUCCAAAAGGAAGUGGAAUUAUAUCAUGGUGUUUUUUUUUCUUUACCUUUUCAUCCAUAUGCAUUCAAAGAGAAACUAAGCAGGACGGCAGGACAGAGCGCAUAUCAAUCGAAACAGAUCGCCAGCUAGAUCUGGAACUACCUUCGAUAGAAAAUGGAACUGACAAAUUACAAAGUAAGUAUUUUUAAGGAAUUCAUCAGCAUUGCCAUAAUUUUCUGUCGAUAUCAAUUUGGGCUCAAUCACUGUCCUCAUCAAACAUUUUUUUUUUGUUCAUUUCAGUUAUUGUUUAUCCAGUCAAAACAGUCUUCGCAACCAACAGCCCCACCAUUAUAAUUAAAGAAACCAGUACUGGCAGGGAUCCUGGAAAGGCAGGGUCAAAAUCAUCAGGACCUUCAGUACCAAGUUCCUCCCCAGCACUAACGGAACACGAACAGAAGCAGCUGAACGAAGGUACUGAUACUCAUAACUAUCGGCUUUUCAAUGAAACGCCAAAGAGAUUUUAAAAUGUCCAAUUUAUAUUUACGUCAGUCCUGUGAAAUGCUAUCUGCUCAGUUCUCCAUGGACUUACCAUUAUUCAAAUGGUACCGCUUUAACAAAGGUUCGAAAUAUUAGAUAUAUUAUUAAUAUUGGUCUACUCAGAAGUUUUAUUUACUUUUUUUGUUGCUAGAACUAUCAAAGAGAGAAAAUAGUAAUCUUUUUAAGUGUCACACGCACAAUGAGGCCAGAGUAAGGGGAAAGGUCGUUAUUUGGCCGUGGAGAAUCAGGUGUGGCAUUUGCACCAGAAACGUACAGCUACGAUGUGACUCAGAUCUGAAGGGACGGAUAUCAUAUUUUGAUAGACGUAAGUUGUUCAUUGUCAUAAACAGCAAGCCAUAGCCAUAUCUGCUGGUUAUUUGACCAUUAUUGCUUCAAUUUAGUAUCGAUUGCUGGAAAAAUGCCCAGACGAAAGCUGUAAACAAAAUUAUUUUGGGGCUGUCUAGAGUGAUUUUAAAACUCCUCUCCUCAUUCGUUCGGUAAUUCAAGAAGAGCUCCAUUUUAAUCCAGUCGGUCAUCCUACAGGUCCUACAGCGACUUAAGCUUUUCAGAAAUGCAUUGACUUUCUAUUAUUUUCCUGGAAAUUUAAGUGAUUAUUAAUGGUAACGAGUAAGAGUUUGGUUGGAAUAUAUUUGUCGUAAUUUAUCUUUUUUAAGCGCGUUUUCAUAUAUAUAACACACGGCAUUUUAAGGAAGUGAAAAGUAGGGAAGCAGAUUUGCCUCAUUUUGAAAACGUAUAUGAUUUGCCGCAUAGCAAAAAUAUCGAAUAUUAUUUACUCGUAUCUAACAAUACUUUUAAUUUUCCAAGAUCAUUUUACCAAAUGCAAACAAAGCCGAGAUGGUCAAGGUUCUGUCCAAGACGCCAGACAAAAGAACAUCAAAGAUUUUUUACAGGGAGUGAAAAGAAAAGGGGAAUCAGCUAAUGCAUCUAGGAAAGGGAAGAUUCAGAAGAAGACAGAGGAAGAAAGUACCGAAAUUGACUCGGACAUCGAUGCUUCUGACCUCGAACAGUAAAUAUGUUUAGCUAUUUACACUUUCGAGUAUUCCAUUAUAUUAAUAUAGAAGGCCUUUGUCAUUGAGAGACAGACUUGAACAACCAGGCAUGUACAUGUCUGCUGCCACUGAUAUUAUUAAUCGACAUCGCUGAGGGAGCCACUGAAUGGUCCUUACUUUUAAUUAUUAUUGUCAUAUGAUAUUUAAUCUGAUGUGUGGUACAACCCACGUUGUUAAUCUUGUAUGUUGUGUACUGUAAUAUGAGUGUGGCGAAUUCAGCGGAAGUAAUAAAAACCCAAAGAUUGUUUUCGUCUAGGUCCUAUGACUCCAGUAAUGAGGAAAACGAUUCUGUCGAUUCUAUAUGCAGCGGCGAAGGAGACAGUGAGUCCGACUAUGAUCAGAAUAGUGACGAGGAGGACUGCUUCUGUGUUGCAUCCGAUACUGAAAGGUGUGGUCUUGACGAUGAAAUCGAUAGUCUUGAUGGGGAUGAUCUUUAUGCUGUGCACGUAGGUGUUGAAACCGCGGAUCCAUUAUGUGUUAAGCUGAAUGAUUUAAUCAAAAGAGGAAAAAUCCCAAAGGAAAGAAUAUUGUACAGAUACUUAAAUGACGUCGUAGAAAUAAUGUACAACCCAUUUCACAAAUAUGAUCCCGAAGUCGUCGAGUUUUUUAAUACCAUCACCUACCUUGGUGGAAAGCGCACAGCUAAUUUCAUUAGAGGGCCUAUGAAUGUAGGGGAUGGGCGGCACAGCCACCUCAACCACGAACAGGACAAAAAAAUCAACCUGGGUGGACCAUCCGAAUCACUUAUUCAAAAGUCCCAAGCAGGAUACAAUCCGGAAUCCGGUGUCAUCAAGCCGCUAUCCUUAGGACAUAUUGAACUUCUGAAAAACUCUGAAGCCAAACCUCUUAUCAAAACCGCCAAUCUUUUGGUAAUUCCUUGCGCCCUAGCAAAUGAUGGGACAGCACUUAAACCCGCGAUUGAAUUUGACGCGCGCCUCAAAGAAAACGUGGGUUUGAAAUUUCCAGUUGAUUUAGAAUACAUUAAGAAGAACCAGAAACCAUCCCCCGAACAUCUUAGAGACAACAUUAUCACAGAGGCAAUUGUCUCAUCGCUCACGUCUUUAGAUAACUUCUGUUCCCUACCCGUGGCUGUAGACUACUCAACACAGUCAGGGAAGACCGCUCAGACUAUGUCAAGCCUUUUUGAGGAACACAUCAAAACGUUACAGGUUUGCCAGGCAUGCCAAGAAAGAUUGCCAGGUCGACGUCAUAUUAUUUCAUCCAAUCAAAUAAAUUGCACCAGUUUUUGCCACACAUGCUACGACGCAAAAACAGUGUGUCCUAAAUGCAAGGUGGCAGGGCAAGUCAGUUAUGUACCUUCAUUAAGAGCUUGUGAUGCAUGCCUUGGGCGAAACAUUGUUUGUACUCGGCGAGUGGUAAUGGUGUUAUGUAGCGACUGUGAAACAGGAAACAAAAAAUGCUUUUGA
Porites lobata is the source of this 4133-nucleotide messenger RNA. The record is from the annotation of a GenBank genome assembly. Lineage: Eukaryota; Metazoa; Cnidaria; Anthozoa; Scleractinia; Poritidae.